GCUAUGGCGGCCGCCAUGGAGGAGGAGCCCCAGGAGUCGCCGGAGCCGGCGGCGCGGGAGCCGCGGGUGCGGGACACGCCCGAGGACAUCUGUCUGGAGGCCACGGCCAACGCCAUCGCGCUGCACCCGGAGCGGCCGCUGCUGGCCGCGGGGGACGUGGACGGCGAUGUGUACCUGUACUCGUACUCCUGCACCGAGGGGGAGAACCGGCAGCUCUGGUCCUCGGGACAUCACCUCAAGUCGUGCCGGGACGCGGUGUUCUCCCAGGACGGGCAGAAGCUUUUCACCGUGUCCAAGGAUAAGUCCAUCCACAUUCUGACAACGGAGGAGGGACGGCUGGAGACUCGCUUCCCCAAGGCCCACGAAGCAGCUCUCAACUGCGUGCUGCCCAUCGACAACCACAUCUUCGCCACGGGUGACGACAGCGGGGCGGUGAAGGUGUGGGACCUGCGCAGGGGCAGCGCCAUCCUGGAGGCACGGCAGCAAGAGGAGUACAUCAGUGCCAUGGCUGUGGAUGGCAACGGGAAGAUCCUGCUGACAGCCAGUGGUGAUGGCACCCUGGGUGUCUUCAACGUGAAGAGACGGCGCUUUGAGCUGCUCUCGGAGCCGCAGAACGGCGACCUGACCUCUGUGGUGCUGAUGAAGAGAGGGAGGAAGGUGGCGUGUGGCUCUAGCGAAGGCACCAUCUACCUCUUCAACUGGGACGGCUUUGGGGCUGCCAGUGACCGCUUUGCACUCAGGGCAGAGACCAUUGACUGCAUGGUGCCCAUCACGGACAGCAUCGUGUGCGUGGGGUCCCUGGACGGAGUCAUCAGGGCGGUGAACGUGCUGCCGAACCGCGUGCUGGGCUGCGUGGGGCAGCACCUGGGCGAGCCCAUCGAGCAGCUGGCCGUGGCGGCGGACGGGAAACUCCUGGCCAGCAGCGGCCACGACCAGAAGGUGAAGUUCUGGGACGUGUCGGCGCUUGGCUCCAUGGUGGUCGAUGAUUACCGGCGGAAGAAGAAGAAGGGCGGGCCGCUGCGCGCCCUCAGCAGCAAGGCGCUGGGCAGCGGGGAGGAUUUCUUCGCUGACCUGCGGGACGAGGCCGAGCCGGAGGCGGCGGCGGCGGAGGACGGUGACAGCAGCGACAGCGACUGA
Messenger RNA from Melozone crissalis (California towhee), 1137 nucleotides. RefSeq names its product WD repeat domain 55 (gene WDR55). Lineage: Eukaryota; Metazoa; Chordata; Aves; Passeriformes; Passerellidae. Gene Ontology annotation, molecular function: protein binding. The transcript has 8 exons. The record is from RefSeq and is a predicted model, not a curated record. Bases 4 to 1137 code for a protein of 377 amino acids.